GUGUAUAAAAACCUCUACCGAACAGACGCGCAGCUUCAUAACAACUGUAGUGGGUGUUCGACAAUAGCAGAUUUUGCCUUUCAGUCAAAAUCCAAACAGUUCUGCAGUUUAGCAGGUCAGCAGUUUAACCAUUUCAAAUACUGAAUAAACGCUUACAGAAAUAUGCCGGCCAGAAACAAGGAGCAAGAACAAGAAGUGUUGGAAUGGAUAAGUCAAGUGACUGGAGAAAAGGUUCCAAAAGGUGAUUACGAAGAUGUGUUAAAGGACGGUGUAUUAUUAUGUAAUCUAAUUAACAAAAUUAGUCCUGGAUCAGUAAAGAAAAUCCAAACCAAAGGAACUAACUUCCAGCUAAUGGAAAAUAUACAAAGGUUCCAGGCAGCUAUUAAGAAAUAUGGAGUACCCGAAGAAGAAAUUUUUCAAACUGCCGAUCUGUUUGAACGAAGAAAUAUACCUCAAGUGACUCUUUGUCUAUAUUCCUUAGGAAGAAUUACUCAAAAACAUCCAGAAUACACUGGACCAAGACUUGGACCGAAAAUGGCUGAUGCUAACAAGAGAGAAUUCACUGAAGACCAGCUAAGAGCAUCGGAAGGACAUUUAAAUUUGCAAAUGGGAUUCAACAAAGGAGCAUCUCAAGCUGGAUGCGGAUCAUUUGGCAACACAAGGCACAUGUAACCUAAAUAAAAUUCAAAUUAUUAUUUAUAUUAUCUAAACUCACACAUAUGAGUUUCCUAUUGUCAUUAUUCUAUUUAAACAUUUAUAAUUUAUUUACUAACAAUUGACUUCGAUAAAUUAUAUUAUUAUUUUCAAUGAA
Molecule: messenger RNA, 811 nt
Organism: Daktulosphaira vitifoliae (grape phylloxera)
Lineage: Eukaryota; Metazoa; Arthropoda; Insecta; Hemiptera; Phylloxeridae
Product: myophilin
Exons: 4
Coding region: 163-672 (169 amino acids)
Biological process (GO): actomyosin structure organization
Molecular function (GO): actin binding
Source: RefSeq, a predicted model, not a curated record